AUGUCUCGUCCUGCACAUAGAAGACCAGAAUACCAUAAAAUAAACAAAGAUCUCUUUGUCCUCACCUAUGGAGCUCUGGUUGCCCAACUGUGUAAGGAUUACGAAAAAGAUGAAGAUGUGAAUAAAUAUUUAGAUAAAAUGGGAUAUGGCAUUGGAACACGGCUGGUGGAAGACUUUUUGGCUCGAUCUGGUGUGAGACGAUGCCACAGUUAUUCAGAAAUUAUAGAUAUAAUUGCCCAGGUUGCUUUCAAGAUGUAUUUGGGAAUUACACCAAGUGUGGCCUGUCACAAUUCAAGCAGAAGUGAAUUUUCCCUGAUUCUAGACAAGAAUCCUCUGGUGGAGUUUGUGGAAGAGCUCCCCGCCGGGCGGUCAUCUCUGUGCUACUGCAAUUUACUCUGUGGGAUUAUCAGAGGAGCCCUGGAAAUGGUUCAUUUGGCUGCUGAUGUUACAUUCUUGCAAGACACUCUAAAAGGCGACAAUGUGACAGAAAUAGGAAUAACAUUCUUGAAAAAGCUAGAUGAGAAAAAAUACAGACGGAAAAAAUGAAAAAUAGCA
Messenger RNA from Pteronotus mesoamericanus, 555 nucleotides. RefSeq names its product trafficking protein particle complex subunit 3L (gene TRAPPC3L). Lineage: Eukaryota; Metazoa; Chordata; Mammalia; Chiroptera; Mormoopidae. Gene Ontology annotation, biological process: endoplasmic reticulum to Golgi vesicle-mediated transport; intra-Golgi vesicle-mediated transport. Gene Ontology annotation, cellular component: TRAPP complex; cis-Golgi network membrane; cytosol. The record is from RefSeq and is a predicted model, not a curated record. The coding region runs from base 1 to 546 and encodes 181 amino acids. The transcript is spliced from 5 exons.